Messenger RNA from Nasonia vitripennis (jewel wasp), 2678 nucleotides. RefSeq names its product protein disulfide-isomerase (gene Pdi). Lineage: Eukaryota; Metazoa; Arthropoda; Insecta; Hymenoptera; Pteromalidae. The record is from RefSeq and is a predicted model, not a curated record. Gene Ontology annotation, molecular function: protein disulfide isomerase activity. Gene Ontology annotation, biological process: protein folding; response to endoplasmic reticulum stress. Bases 306 to 1796 code for a protein of 496 amino acids. Gene Ontology annotation, cellular component: endoplasmic reticulum. The transcript has 7 exons.
GUGCGUGUGAUCCACCAAGAGAUCAGAAAACGAUCUAUCUAUCGACAGCGUUAGAAGUCUCGAAUCCAAGAGACAUAAGAGGAAAUCGCCGCGGCAACUAAUGUCACGUUUCGUCUCUGAAAUUACAUCAAUAACCCAUCAGUCUACGUCCCUGACUACAGCCGCUCUACACACUGCGCUGCUUCUCCCUCUUUUCCGCGGCGGGUCGCGACCGGCAACUGCAUAGCUGAAUAUCACGGGGCGGCAGGAGUAUACGCAGGGCACACACGACGCUCAUCGGCCAUUUGUCCGCAAGCAAGCUAAGGAUGAAGUUCACGCUGUCACUGUUCGCCGUUUUGGCAUGCCUCCUUGGGGCUGCUUUCGCCAAGAUCGAGACCGAGGAUGAGGUCCUCGUCAUCACCAAGGACAACUUCGACGAGGCUCUCGAGAAGCAUCCCUACAUCCUCCUCGAGUUCUAUGCUCCAUGGUGCGGACACUGCAAGGCCCUGGCCCCAGAGUACGCAGCAGCUGCCAAGAAGCUGGUUGAACAGAACUCUGAAGUCAAGUUGGGUAAGGUUGAUGCCACCAUCGAGAGUGACUUGGCUGAGAAGCACAAGAUCAGGGGAUACCCCACUCUGAAGUUCUACCGCAAGGGAUCACAGAUUGAAUACACUGGUGGUCGCAAGGCUGAUGACAUCAUCAACUGGGUACUCAAGAAGACUGGACCAAUCGCCAAGGACCUGUCAACCGUUGAUGAGGCUAAGGCCUUCAUUGAGGCUAACAAUGUUGCCGUUGUUGGUUUCUUCAAGGAUGCUGAAUCCGAAAACGCUAAGGUCUUCUUGGAAGUUGCCAACUCCAUCGACGACACCGUAUUCGCUAUCUCCAGCAACGCCGAUGUCUUCGCUGAAUACGGCGUCGAAGACGGCAAGGUCGUUCUUUUCAAGAAGUUCGACGACAACAAAGCCGAAUUCGCUGACGAGCACAAUGUCGCCAACUUGAAGAAGUUCAUCCAGGUCGAAUCUCUGCCUUUGAUCGUUGAGUUCAACCAAGAAACUGCCCGCACCAUCUUCAACGGUGACAUCAAGAGCCACCUCCUUGUAUUCCUAAGCCAAGAAGCUGGUCACUUUGACAAAUACGCCGACGACCUGAAGACUCCCGCCAAGGAAUUCCGUGGAAAGGUCCUCUUCGUUACCAUCAACGCCGACGAUGCUGAUCACGAGCGUAUCCUCGAAUUCUUCGGAAUGAAGAAGGACAACACUCCCGCCAUGCGCCUCAUCCAGUUGGAAGAGGAUAUGGCCAAGUACAAGCCUGAAAACUCCGAAAUCAGCGCCGACAACGUCAAGGAAUUCGUCAGUGCCUUCCUUGAUGGCAAGCUCAAGAGGCACCUCCUCACCCAAGACCUGCCCGAAGACUGGGACAAGAACCCCGUCAAGGUUCUCGUCGGAACCAACUUCGCCGAAGUCGCAUACGACAAGUCCAAGAACGUCCUCGUUGAAUUCUACGCCCCAUGGUGCGGACACUGCAAACAGCUUGCUCCCAUCUACGACCAGCUUGGUGAGAAGUACAAGGACAACGAGAAAGUAGUCAUCGCUAAGAUGGACGCCACCGUCAACGAAUUGGAAGACAUCAAGAUCGCUAGCUUCCCCACGAUCACUUUGUACAAGGCUGAGACGAACGAGGCUGUCGAAUACAACGGUGAGAGGACACUUGAAGGUCUUUCCAAAUUCAUCGACUCUGAUGGUGCUUACGGAGAAGGUGCUGAUGAGACUGAAGAAGAAGAUGAGGACGAUGAUGCUCCACGAAAGGACGAGCUGUGAGAAAAUCGCACACAAACAGUAUCGAAAGAUCAAGAAAUGAACAGCCCCAUCUCGCCGUUCCUCUCCUUCGUGUCAAUGAACAACUUAAUGUUUGUCGAUUUUUUCUCGACACAAGUUUUUCUCGGCUGUAGUACAUCUGUCUAGCCUUAUUUUUUUACACACGAGUUUUUAUUGAUAUGUUCUAGCGAGAUUUGAUUGUAUAUUUUUUCAAUGAAAAUUUCCUUGUACAGAUUAAUGUUCGAAGCUCAUGCUUCUUUAUAAAUUUAUAUUAAAGAAUUUCUCAUUUGUAAAAUUACUUUAAACUUCUAUUUAGAUCGACACAUUGUACUUACGCCGCUUGUCUUCCAUCAGCGCCGUAAUCUUUUAAAAUUAUUACUAUUUAUGAGGAAAUUUUUUACAUCGCAUUCUUCGCAGCCCCUUCUGGCUGAUAUGGGAAUAGGAACAAUGCUCCUUUUUUUAAGACAACAAAAAUUUAUCAAUUUCUUACACUCCGACUUUGUUAGCCAUUCCGGUGAAUCAGCAGAGGAAGAGAGAAAGAAAGUGCGCGUGCGUGAAUGAAAGAGAGAAAGAUAGAAUUCAAGAGGGCAAGAAAAUUUGUUCAAUGAAAACUCUGCCAAAUAGUUAUGGCGGGUGCCUUAAGAAUUCAAGUUUUCAGAAUUAAGAUUGUUAUUUUGCAUGUUAUUUCGAAUAAAAGAAAGACUAGUAUAGUUUCUAGUUUUUUCCACAGACUGAAGUAAUGUGUUUUCUUUUCUUUUAAUAUUAAACCAAUGAAAGGAGGCACGAAGCGUAAAUGGAACAUCAAAUUCAUAUCUUUAAGUUAUUAUAAAUAACUAUUCUUAAUAUAUAUCUACGUUUAUAAAAAAAUAUAUAAAUUAAACAUUA